AUGGGAGGUAACUUCCACAACAGCUCAGGGCUGCCUCACUUCACCCUGACAGGGCUACCCGGGCUGGAGACCUCCCAGCACUGGGUGUUUCUGCUCCUUGGUGCCCUCUACAUGGUCUCCACUGUGGGCAAUGGCCUUAUCCUUUUCAUUAUCAAGGAGGAGCAGAGCUUGCAUCAGCCUAUGUACUACUUCCUGUCCCUACUCUCAAUCAAUGACCUGGGUGUAUCCUUCUCCACACUGCCCACGGUGCUGGCCACAUAUUGCUUCCACCUAAGGGAAAUCAGCUUUGACUCUUGCAUGGCUCAGAUGUUCUUUAUCCACCUCUUCUCCUUCAUGGAGUCUGGGAUCCUGCUGUCCAUGAGCUUUGACCGCUAUGUGGCCAUCUGUAACCCUCUGCGCUAUGCCACAGUGCUCACCAAUGUCCACAUGUUGUGCAUGGGCUUGUCUGUUUUCAUCCGCAGUUUCUGCAUGGUUUUCCCACUUCCUUUCCUUCUGAAGAGGCUGUCCUUCUGCAAGACAAAUAUACUCUCCCACGCCUACUGCCUGCAUCCAGAUCUGAUCCGCCUGCCUUGUGAUGAUGUCACCAUCAACAAUAUUUUUGGUCUAUUCAUUGUCAUCUCUACUUUUGGCCUGGACUCUGCACUCAUUCUCCUCUCUUAUGUGCUCAUACUGCGCUCUGUACUGGCUAUUGCCUCCCGGGAAGAGCGGCUAAAGACAUUCAACACGUGCGUGUCACACAUCUGUGCUGUGCUCAUCUUCUACGUGCCCAUGGUUGGGGUGUCCAUGGCUGCUCGCUAUGGGAGGCAUGCCCCACAAUAUGUGCACACGCUCAUGUCCCUGGUAUAUCUCUUUGUGCCCCCAAUGCUCAAUCCUGUCAUCUAUUCCAUCAAAACAAAAGAGAUUCGUCAGAGGCUUUGCAAAAUACUGCUGGGAACAAAAUUUUGA
Choloepus didactylus (southern two-toed sloth) is the source of this 945-nucleotide messenger RNA. Its product is annotated as olfactory receptor 51I2-like. The coding region runs from base 1 to 945 and encodes 314 amino acids. Gene Ontology annotation, biological process: G protein-coupled receptor signaling pathway. The transcript has a single exon. Gene Ontology annotation, molecular function: G protein-coupled receptor activity; olfactory receptor activity. Gene Ontology annotation, cellular component: membrane. The record is from RefSeq and is a predicted model, not a curated record. Lineage: Eukaryota; Metazoa; Chordata; Mammalia; Pilosa; Megalonychidae.